AUGAAAAAAUUGAAGAGACGUCUCAGUGCCGCGUUUCGGGGUGACCGAGGUCGUUCCAUUGAAAUCACAGAUGUGUGUGGAAUUCAUCCAAGUUAUGGGCACGGCAUCUUCUUGGCCCAUCCAGCACCUUCGAGGACAUGGAGUCUCUCAGAUUCCAUGAGUCAUCUAGCCGAUAGACUGGCUGCAGAUGGUGUUAUCGUUGAGGAAACAGACCCAUCUGCCAUCUUACGUCGUCCAGAUCAUCGAUAUCGUCACAUCCAGCCUCGAGCGACAAGUAUGUAUAAUCCUAGCGUUUAUCAUGGCUACUAUGGAUCUCAUGCAUCCGUCGUUCAAGAGACAUCAAUAUUAGGAUCGGAUGGCGAAAGUGUCGAAGUAUCUCCUUGUACGUCAGACCAAACACCCACUGGAGUUCCUCCAAGAUACAUUGUGAAUGUGAAGUUAAGACAAAAACCUACAAGGAAAUGGAGCGAGGAGGAUAUUCAAAAACGACUUUCUCUACCGGCUGAUAUGCGACUGCCUAUAAGUGUAGUUGAGAAACUUAAUAGAACGCCGACACUUGACCAACCACUCACUAGGAAAAACCGAAGAGCUUCUCUUAAUGAAAUCGGCUUUGGUAAAUUAGAAACCUAUGAAAAACUGAAUAAACUGGGUGAAGGCACGUAUGCUACAGUUUACAGAGGCUUCUCUGUUCUAACAAACAAAUAUGUGGCUUUGAAGGAAAUACGUUUGGAACAAGAAGAAGGAGCACCAUGUACCGCAAUCCGGGAAGUUUCCCUAUUGAGGAAUCUACGUCAUGCCAAUGUCGUCACUUUGCAUGAUAUCAUUCACACGGAUCGACUGUUAACCUUGGUGUUUGAAUACGUGGAUAGAGAUUUGAAGCAAUAUAUGGAUGCAUGUAGUGCUCCAUUAAGCAUGAACAAUGUUCGGCUUUUUCUCAUUCAAUUGUUACGUGGUCUCGCUUAUUGUCAUCAACGACGGGUUCUUCACAGAGAUUUGAAACCUCAGAAUCUCCUGAUAACAGCAAAAGGAGAACUCAAGUUAGCAGACUUUGGUCUUGCUAGAGCGAAAUCUGUGCCUACAAAAACUUAUUCUAACGAAGUCGUUACAUUGUGGUAUAGGCCGCCAGAUGUUCUCUUAGGUUCCACCGACUAUUCAACUCAUAUCGACAUGUGGGGUGUGGGUUGUAUUUUGUUCGAAAUGAUCGCUGGCCGAGCUCUUUUCCCUGGUUCUACCACUGACGAACAAUUAGGAUUGAUAUUUAGAACACUCGGAUCGCCUCGGAAAGAUAAGCACCCAACGAUUUGUGCAAGAUCAGCUUAUGCUCCUUAUGCUCAUAAGGUGUAUACUCCUGAUCCGAUCAAUCGUCAGAUACCAAGACUCGAGUCAACUGGAUAUGAUUUACUCCAGAAAUUUCUUCAAUAUGAAGGCAAUAACCGUAUUUCCGCUCGGGAUGCUAUGCAACAUCCGUUUCUCAGGGCUUUAUACCAAAAAGUAAUACAUUUACGGAAUGAUGAGUCCUUGCUGGAAGCUGAGGGAGUUCAUCUGGAAAAAGAUCCUGUCGGUCCAAAGGAUAAUCAUGUUCAGAAUAGGGUUUCAAAAAAUACUAGGAGACAAAGCUUGUUAAUAUAA
Auanema sp. JU1783 is the source of this 1629-nucleotide messenger RNA. Lineage: Eukaryota; Metazoa; Nematoda; Chromadorea; Rhabditida; Rhabditidae. The record is from the annotation of a GenBank genome assembly.